CACGCGGCGGCUCAGCCCUCCCAGGCUUUUGCCUUGCUGCUCCCGGGGUCCCCUUGGCUCGCGCAUCUUGUCAGUUGCCUCUUCGAGCAGCACCCUCAGGUGAGGGCGGAGCGAAGCACCACCCUGAGGAUCCCACAAGGUGCUGUGGCUUUGACAAUGGUGACUGGAUGUCGCUGCCCAAGUACUCUCAGGGAUGCCUCUUUCCUGGGACUCCUCGUUCUUCGCUGAGGCAGUAGAGGAAGCUACAGCGAGGGGCAAGGGGGGCACAUCUUCCCAUCCAAGUUCCGCUUGCCUUUGAGGCAACUUAACUCAUCCAACCUCCAAAGACACAUCAUGACUCUGGAAGGCCCAUGUUGGGCAAGGAGAGAACCUGGAGGCUUCCUUACAACCUGGGGUCCUCCAGCUCAGAUUCUGCUGGCCUGGGUGGUUCUAUCGUGCAUGGAAAAUGGUCAAGGCUACUGGGAUGAGACCCUGAAAUCUGCGAGUCCAGACCAUGUGAGAAGGCGUGGCAGGCCUGCCAUCAUUUUGCAGGGGCCUAAUGUCUGUGGUUCCCGCUUUCAUGCCUACUGUUGCCCUGGCUGGAGAACUCUGCCUGGCAGGAAUCAGUGUAUUGUCCCUGUCUGCAGGCAUGCCUGUGGCAAUGGCUUCUGCUCCCAGCCCAACCUGUGUACCUGUAUGGAUGGCACCCUGGCCCCCAGCUGUGGCGUAGGUAGAGCAUCACUGGGGUGUAGCAUGAGCUGCAUGAAUGGGGGCAGCUGCCGAGGGGAAUCCUGUCUAUGCCAGAAAGGCUACACGGGCACUGUGUGUGGACAACCCAUCUGUGUCCACGGCUGCCGUAACGGAGGACGCUGCAUUGGGCCAAACCUCUGUGCGUGUGUCUAUGGAUUCAUGGGGCCUCAGUGUGAGAGAGACUUCCAGAUGGGGCCCUGCUACCCCCACGUGAGUCCUGAGGGGUGCCCGCACCAGCUGACAGGUCUUAUGUGCACCAAAGCUCUCUGUUGUGCCACUGUGGGCCAUGCCUGGGGACUUCCCUGCCAGCUCUGCCCUGCACAGCCACACCCCUGCCGCCGAGGCUUUACCCCAAAUGUUCAUACAGGAGCCUGCCAAGAUGUGGAUGAGUGCCAGGUCAUCUCAGGCCUGUGCCAGGGCGGCAGCUGUCUCAAUACAGUGGGCUCCUUCAAGUGCCACUGUCCUGCUGGACACCAGUUCAAUAUCAGAGGUGCCAAAUGUGAAGAACGCCAGGUGGGCACCUGCUUCUCAGUGCUUAUCAGAGGUCAGUGUGCUGCAGGUCUCACUGGCCACUACACUCACAGACAGUGCUGCUGUGACAAGGGCAGGUGUUGGGCGACUGGUCCAUCCCCAAAGCUGUGUCCCCCACGGGGUUCUGGUGAAUUCCUGAGACUGUGUGCCCAAAGGCUCCCACUGCUGCCCGCCUAUGCAGACUUCUUCCCUGGACUCUCAGAAGUUGGAUCCAAUAACCUGGGCUCUGCCCUAGGGCCAGCACAACACAACCACCGUGGUUCCAAUGGGCAUGGGCACCAACGUUCCACACUGAGCUCUGGCAACUCCAACAGUGACGUGAGGCUGGGGCUGUGUUUCCUACAUUGGGAUGAGGAUGACUGUGGAAUUCCCUUGCCUGGCAAGUAUCAGAUGGAUGUCUGUUGCUGCUCCAUUGGGACAUCAUGGGGAGCUGAGUGCAAGGUUUGCCCAGAGCCCAGCUCCCCAGAAUUCUUCAAACUGUGUCCCCAAGGGCUGGGCUUUGCCAGCCAGGACUUCCUAUCUGGCCGACCCUUCUAUAAAGAUGUGAAUGAAUGCCAGGUGUUCCCUGGCCUGUGCACACAUGGCACCUGCCGCAAUUCUGUGGGCAGCUUCCACUGCUCCUGUGACAAAGGCUUUGCCCUGGAUGCCCGAGAAAGGAACUGCACAGACAUCGAUGAAUGUCGUAUCUCACCUGACAUCUGUGGCCACGGUUCCUGCGCCAACACCCCAGGCAGCUUUAAGUGUGAUUGUUUUCCCGGUUUCACUAGUGGCUCUUUGCUGAUGAAGAACUGCGUGGAUGUAGACGAAUGUGCUAAGGAUCCGCUGCUCUGCCAGAGAGGCACCUGCAUCAACACGGAAGGGAGCUAUGAGUGUCGCUGUCCCCCUGGACAUGAGCUGAAGGCCCAAGGCACUGCCUGUGAAGACAUCGAUGAAUGCACCACGAGUGACAGCCUCUGUCCCCAUGGCCAGUGCAUCAACAUCAUCGGUGCUUUCCAUUGCUCCUGCCACACAGGUUUCCAGAGCACUCCUGAUGGCCAGGACUGCGUGGAUGUGGAUGAAUGUGAAGACAACCUAGGCAUCUGUGGAGAAGGCCAGUGUACCAAUGUGCUGGGAUCUUACCAUUGCAUUUGCUAUGAUGGCUUCUCAGUCUCACCGGACAUGAAGAUUUGUGUAGAUGUGAAUGAGUGUGACAUGAAUCCCCAACUCUGUCUCCAUGGGAACUGUGAGAACACAAAAGGAUCCUUUACCUGUCAUUGCCACCUGGGCUAUGCCAUCAGGAAGGGAGCUCCAGGCUGCUCUGAUGUGGACGAAUGUGAGUUUAAAAGACACAGUUGUGACAGGCACGCCUCCUGUCUCAAUAUCCCUGGGAGUUUCUUCUGUAGAUGCCACCCAGGCUGGACUGGGGAUGGCUUCAAAUGCCACGACCUGGAUGAAUGCGCGAUCCAGCAACAUCGUUGUGCUCCGGAAGCUGGCUGCCUCAAUACCCUGGGCUCCUACCACUGCACGUGCCAACCAGGAUUUGUUGGAAAUGGCUUAUUCUGUGAAGACAAGGAUGAAUGCAUGGAGAAUGUGGGCCUCUGUGAUAAUGGACAGUGCCUCAAUGUAGCUGGCGGGUACCACUGUGAAUGUGAUAUAGGCUUCAACCCUACCAAGAACCAGCGAGCUUGCUGGGAUGUGGACGAGUGUGCUCUUGGGAACUUGUGCAUGUUCGGGAACUGUGAAAACCUGCCUGGAAUGUUCCACUGCAUCUGUAAGGAUGGCUAUGAACUGGACAAAACUGGAAGCAACUGCACAGAUGUCGACGAGUGUGCAAAUCCUGUGAACUGUGUCAAUGGCCUGUGUGUUAACACCCCUGGCAGCUACCUCUGCAACUGCCCCCAGGACUUUCAGCUUACCUCCAGUGGGACCGGCUGUGUUGAUACCCAGACCGUGAUCUGUUUCCUGGAUGUGCAAGACCAAGAUGACGGUGGCAUUUCCUGUAGUGCAGAGAUUGGAGUUGGUGUCAGCAGAGCGUCUUGUUGUUGUUCCCUGGGUCGGGCCUGGGGAAACCCCUGCAAGCUGUGUCCAACAGGCAACACCUCAGAGUAUAGGACCCUGUGCCCCGGUGGUAAGGGUUUCCGACCAAAUCCCAUCACUUUGAUUCUGGAAGACAUCAAUGAAUGCCAGGAGCUACCCAGACUGUGCCAGGGAGGCAACUGCACCAACGCCUUCGGUACCUUCCAGUGUGAGUGUCCUCCUGGAUACAGCCUCAGCGAAGAUACCCACACCUGUGAGGAUAUUGAUGAGUGUCUGAGUCUGCCAGGGACCUGUCUGCCAGGCACCUGUCAGAACUUGGAAGGCUCCUUCCAGUGCAUCUGCCCCCCUGGCUUCCAGGUGCAGAGUGGCCAUUGCAUUGAUACUGAUGAAUGCUUGGAGGAGCCCAGCCUCUGCUUUCUUGGCACCUGUGCCAACAGUCCUGGGACCUUCCAGUGUCUCUGCCCUUCUGGUUUUGUCCUCUCUGACAGUGGACACUACUGUUCUGACAUUCGCCAGAGUUUUUGCUUCACCCGGUUUGAAGCCGGAAAGUGUUCAAUGCCCAAAGCUUUCAACACCACGAAGACCCAGUGCUGCUGCAGCAAGAACCCUGCAGAGGGUUGGGGGGAGCCCUGUGAACUGUGCCCUCAGAAGGACAGUGUUACUUUUCAGGAGCUCUGUCCCUUUGGCCAUGGGGCUGUCCCAGGCCCAGAUGGCUCCAGAAAAGAUGUGAACGAGUGUUCAGAGAACCCUGGCAUCUGCACUGACGGUCCCUGUGUCAACACUGACGGCUCCUUCCAUUGCAAGUGUCCCUUUGGCUACAGCCUGGACUUCACCAGCACCUCCUGCGUUGACAUUGAUGAGUGCUCCCUGAAUCCACUGCUCUGUGCUUUCCGCUGCCACAACACUGAGGGCUCCUACCUAUGCACCUGCCCAGCUGGCUACACACUGAGGAAGGAUGGUGCCAUGUGCCAAGAUGUGGAUGAGUGUGCAGAUGGGUCUCCGGAUUGCCACACCCGAGGCAUGCUGUGCAAAAACCUCAUCGGCACCUAUGCCUGUAUCUGCCCGCCUGGCAUGCAGCUCCAGCCCUCUGGGGAGGAUUGCACAGAUGAGGAUGAAUGUCAGGCCCAGUCCAGCCUCUGUGCCCAUGGUCGCUGCAUCAACACAGUGGGAAGCUUCCAGUGUCAUUGCGAUGAGGGUUUCCAUCCCAGCCCCACCCUCACUGAGUGCCAUGAUACUCGGCAGGGGCUCUGCUUCUCUGAGGUGCUACAGGCCAUGUGCCAGAGUUGGUCAAGCAGUGGUGAGGCUGUACCCAGAGUCGAGUGCUGCUGCGGAGGCGGCCGGGGCUGGGGCCCCCAUUGUGAGCUCUGCCCCUUGCCUGGCACCUCUGCCUACAGGAAGCUCUGCCCUCAUGGCAAGGGCUACAGCACCAAAGGCCAAGAUGUGGAUGAAUGCCACAUGUUUGCUGACCUGUGCCACCAUGGCGAGUGUAUCAAUAGCAUUGGUUCCUUCCACUGUGACUGCCAAGCUGGGUAUACACCAGAUGCCACUGCCACUGCCUGCAUGGAUGUGGACGAGUGCAGCCAUGACCCAAAGCCAUGUGCCUUUCUCUGCAAAAACACAGAGGGCUCCUUUCUGUGUGCCUGCCCCCGUGGCUACCUGUUGGAGGAAGAUCUCAGGACCUGCAAAGACUUGGACGAGUGCACCUCCAGGCAACACAACUGCCAGUUUGUCUGUGUCAACACCAUAGGCACCUUCGCCUGCCGAUGUCCUCCUGGCUUCACGCAGCACCACCAGGCUUGCUUCGGGUUUCUCUGUGUAGCCCUGACCAUUGCCCUGAAGACCAGGCUGGCCUCAAACUCACAAAGAUCUGUCUGCUUCGGCCUCCCAUGUUCUGGGAUUAAAGAUGAUGAUGAGUGCUUGGCCCAACCUGGCCUCUGUGGCACCCACGGACACUGUCAGAACACCCCAGGCAGCUUCCGCUGUGAGUGUAAUAGAGGUUUCGUGCUGGACAGCUCAGGCCACAGCUGUGAAGAUGUAAAUGAAUGUGACAGACCCCAUCGCUGCCAGUUUGGCUGCCAAAACGAGCUGGGGGGCUACCGUUGCAACUGUCCCCAAGGCUUCACCCAGCAUUCCCAGUGGGCCCAGUGUGUGGAUGAAGAUGAGUGUGCCCUGUCACCCAUGGCUUGUGGCAGUGCCUCUUGCUACAAUACUCUUGGCAGUUUCUACUGUGUCUGCCCCUCUGGUUUCAGUUUCAACCAGGACCUUGGAGGCUGCCAGGAUGUGGAUGAGUGUGCAGAACAAGGCAGCCCCUGCAGCUAUGGUUGUGCCAACACUCCUGGUGGCUUCUUGUGUGGCUGUCCCCAAGGCUACUUCCGGGCAGGACAAGGACACUGCAUCUCUAGCCCUGGGUUCAGCUCUGGAUCUCAGGCCACCCCAGAUGAGGAAGAGUCACUCUCACCUGAAGCCUGCUAUGAAUGCAAGAUCAAUGGUCUCUCCCCUCAGGACCGACCAAGGCGCAGCACCCAUGGAGAUCAUCAGGUUAGCCUGGAUACCCUUGACGCGGAAGUCCCCUUGACAUUGAGCCUGAACAUCUCACACCUAGGCCAAGUCAAGCACAUCUUAGAAUUUCGACCAGCUCUUGAGAGUCUGGUAGGCCAGAUCCGUUAUGUUAUUGCCAGAGGCAACAACCAAGGUUUCUUCCAAAUGAGUCACCUGGCUGGCGUCAGCUCCCUGCAGGUUGGCCCUGGGAGACCAAGACCCGGGAAAUACCAGCUGGAGGUGGUGAGUAUAGCAGGAGCUCAGGGCCAACCAGGGCCAACAAACCAAGCCUUGCGGCUAACAGUCCAACUGCAACUGCUCUAGCAGAAAGAAUUUUCAGUGCACCUAGAUGUCCCAUGACAUCUGAAAGUGCAUAUUUUGCAACUGGCUAGAACUGAUCUCGGAGGCAAUGGCUUAGCAAGUUGAACCUCAAAACUCAGGAAAAGGGAAGCAUUACACUCUGACCUCAGAUGAACUCAGUCUUUGCAAACCUGGGGGACCCCCAACACCUCAACCUCUCCUGGACUCAGCUAGAAAUCUCAGCAUUCAUCCCUCCACCCCACAGCCAAGGUCAGCAGCAGGAAGGACCCCUGGUGUUCACUACUCCUCGUCUUCCUCAAGCUAAAAUUUCCAGACUAUACUAUGAUUCGCCAAGGGUGUUGGUGGAACAUGGGAAUAAGUGUCUAGGGUGGGUGUGGGGUUCAUCCCUCAGAGAAUCAAAAUGGAAAAGCCUUACCUGCCACAUCUUGACUAGCAGAUUCAUUCCCCAGAGUCAGAUCCAGGGUUCUAAAGAUACUUUUCUUUGAAACUGGAGAAAACAAUAAAGUCCUUGGGGGUUAAAUCUGCCUAUGGUGUUCUCAAAUAAGUAGAUGCUAUCUCCUCUUACAAAAGCCACACACACACACACACACACACACACACACACACACACACACUUGGGGAAGCUGGAGGACCCAAGUUGGUGCUGCCAGAAACAGACUUGUCUCACUGUCAUAAAAAAGAACCUUAUGUUAUUAAAACAUCUUAUAUGUCAUGUUCUGUAGAUCUCUGAAGUGCUUAAAGACCACAUGUGUAUCUAAAAUAUAUCUCAGUUUAAUCCUAAAAACAUACCGAACAUGAUUACAAGUUUGAUUAUAAUAGGUGACUAACUACUAACCAGAAUUUCUAUAUCACCCUAAAUGGUUUGUAAUAAUAACUUUCAAGGACUAGAAACAAGCUAUAUAAGUGCAAUACCUAAAACAAGAGUAGAAACGUAGCUACAGUAGGUUCUAAUAAAAAUAACUUUAAAUUUGCAUUAGUAGACAAAUAUCUUAAACAAGAGUAGAAACAUAUAUCCAAUAUAACAAAUAUAACUUUGAAUUUGUAUCCAAAAAUCCAUAACAAUAUAAAAUUUUUAAGACUAGUAGUUGUUUUUGUGGUUAAAAGUAGAUUCAAUAAUCUACCCUUUUAUCCUGUCAUUUCUAUAUCAUAGCACCCUUUCUUCUUUUAGAAAGAGAUUGACUAUGAUCAAUAACAAUUUGUAAUCAACCCCCUUAUAUGAAAGCAAACAUUCAUAACAAUAUUUUGGGAAUUUGGGCAUAGUUGUCUAGAGUACUUCCUGUUGAUUGGUGGGCACUGGUCAUCUUUGAAGGACCCUGAGAAAAUCAGGAUAAUUGUUAAGUCUUGGCUGGAGUAUUCUGUGAGGAUGACUCAUCUCAGUCAGUAGCCAGGAAGCUGUUCUGGAUGUUGGAUCACCUGGGCUAUCAUUUUCACUGGUGUCUGGUCUCUUUACUAUAAAAAUAUAUAAACUUUUAAAGGCAACAUACACAUCUGUAUUAAUACAAAUAUAAACUGUGUAUUGUACAAAGCCAGCUGAAGGUAGUUUUUUGUUUUUUGUUUGAGCAGGUAAAAUAUGCAUCAGUGUCCUAUAGUUACUUUAGGUUUAUUUUCCCGUGUCUAUAGUCAGGAUUUUUAGGGGGCUGUUCCUCAAUCACUUAACCCAGAACGAAUCCAGAGCUUCUCAUUUCC
This is a messenger RNA of Alexandromys fortis (reed vole), 7821 nucleotides long. RefSeq names its product fibrillin 3 (gene Fbn3). NCBI's taxonomy places the organism in Eukaryota, Metazoa, Chordata, Mammalia, Rodentia, Cricetidae. Bases 334 to 6138 code for a protein of 1934 amino acids. The record is from RefSeq and is a predicted model, not a curated record. The transcript has 44 exons. Gene Ontology annotation, molecular function: calcium ion binding; transforming growth factor beta binding.